GGGCGCCGCUCGAGCGGGCGGAGAGAACUAGAGGAAAAAGUCUCGAGUCGCCGCCAACCUCGCUCCUUUAUUGCCUCCCUUCCCCCCUCGUCUGCCGGCAGAUUGGGGUCUCUUGAGACAGAUAGAAAAGAGAAUAGGAGAAAGAGGGCAAUCUCGUCGAUGGCCUUAUCGUCUCUUCUCAGAUCGGCGACUCCGGCGCUUCAUGGAUCCCACGAUCGCUUACCCUCUCUCUCGGGAGCUCCUGGAAAACCUUCUUUCAAGGUAUCUUAUAUACAGAGUUCUAAAUCGACAAACAACAGUUUAAGUAUUAUUGGAUCUUCACUUCCUUCAGGGAAGGUGUGCUCCUUAAAGAGAUCUGAUGCAAGAAGAAAUCAGCCUAUCAGGGCCACUGCCACUGAGGCCCCUCCUUAUGUUAAAAGUUCUUCGGGCGGUUGCAAGACAAAAGUUGGCAUCAAUGGCUUUGGACGAAUUGGAAGACUUGUAUUGCGUAUUGCCACUACUAGAGAUGAUAUUGAAGUAGUAGCUGUAAAUGAUCCAUUCAUUGAUGCUAAGUAUAUGGCAUAUAUGUUUAAGUAUGACUCAACACAUGGCAUAUUCAAGGGAACAAUUAAGGUUGUGGAUGCAUCCACCUUAGAAAUCAAUGGGAAAACAAUUGUGGUUACAAACAAUAGAGACCCUGCUGAUAUUCCAUGGGGUGAUUUUGGUGUCCAAUUUGUUGUCGAAGCUUCUGGUGUGUUUACAACAACAGAUAAGGCAUCGGCUCACCUGAAGGCUGGUGCUAAUAAAGUAGUUAUAUCAGCUCCAUCUGCUGAUGCUCCUAUGUUUGUUGUUGGAGUAAACGAGAAGAAUUACAUGCCAAACAUGGAUAUUGUUUCUAAUGCAAGCUGCACAACAAAUUGUCUUGCUCCUCUUGCAAAGGUGGUGCAUGAGGAGUUUGGCAUUGUGGAAGGUCUUAUGACAACUGUUCAUGCAACCACAGCAACACAGAAGACCGUUGACGGCCCUUCAAAAAAAGACUGGCGAGGGGGGCGUGGUGCUGGUCAAAACAUUAUCCCUAGCUCAACUGGUGCAGCAAAGGCUGUUGGAAAAGUGCUUCCAGAGUUAAAUGGGAGGUUGACUGGAAUGGCCUUUAGAGUGCCUACACCAAAUGUUUCUGUUGUGGAUUUAACUUGCCGGCUUGAGAAAAGCGCUUCAUAUGAUGAUGUGAAGGCAGCAAUUAAGUAUGCAUCAGAAGGUUCGCUUAAAGGCAUACUUGGAUACACAGAUGAGGAUGUGGUUUCUAAUGAUUUUGUGGGCGAUUCAAGGUCAAGUAUUUUUGAUGCCAAGGCUGGCAUUGGACUGAGUGAGUCUUUUAUGAAACUUGUCUCAUGGUAUGACAACGAAUGGGGCUACAGCAACCGAGUGCUGGACCUCAUUGAGCAUAUGGUCUUGGUGAAUGCAAAAGCAAAUUACUAAAAUGUGCUCUCCAACUGAAAGGGGCAUAGAGAUGCUGCUUCUAUCUGACCAGUUGGAGUCUUUCAGAUCGUAUUUGUUCUAAGCUGCGACUUUAAUUGGUUGCCGUGUUGUUUUUUUUCUGUAGCUUGAAAUAAAAGUUACAUAGGAUGAAUUCAUUUUUAAAGAUAUGUGCGAACUAAGCACCUUAUUCAUUUGCGUUGAUGCUAAAUGCUCAAGCAAAUUCUUUCUGAUUCUACUUAAAAAGUAUUCUUGUAAUGUCAGUUUUCUAUGUUUAAAAUAACUUUUGAUAUAGUUAGACUUUGA
Zingiber officinale is the source of this 1758-nucleotide messenger RNA. Its product is annotated as glyceraldehyde-3-phosphate dehydrogenase GAPCP2, chloroplastic-like. The transcript is spliced from 14 exons. Gene Ontology annotation, biological process: glucose metabolic process. The coding region runs from base 160 to 1455 and encodes 431 amino acids. The record is from RefSeq and is a predicted model, not a curated record. Gene Ontology annotation, molecular function: NAD binding; NADP binding; oxidoreductase activity, acting on the aldehyde or oxo group of donors, NAD or NADP as acceptor. NCBI's taxonomy places the organism in Eukaryota, Viridiplantae, Streptophyta, Magnoliopsida, Zingiberales, Zingiberaceae.